Messenger RNA from Dentiscutata heterogama, 1680 nucleotides. NCBI's taxonomy places the organism in Eukaryota, Fungi, Glomeromycota, Glomeromycetes, Diversisporales, Gigasporaceae. The record is from the annotation of a GenBank genome assembly.
CACAGGGCUGGUAGGGUCCACAGCGACACUGAUGCACUUUCCUGCUGGCACGAACCUGAGGAUGAAAUAAAGAAAACUGAUAAGGUCAACGAGGAAAAAACUAAAGAAAAAGGCAUUAGAACCAUUGAAGAAAAAGAUUGGUUGCUAUCGUUGGCUGAGUAUGUCACCGAUGACGGUUGGGAGGAAGGUCGAAACUGUCGAGAAGUUGAGCCUAGAGGCUAUAAUGAAGAGGAAGAUGAGUUAAAUACCCACGAAGAGUAUCAAGAGUUACUAGAAGAAUUAACCAGGAAGUCAGAGAGUAUAUUAACCUGGAAUGAUUAUGACACCAUUGAGGAAUCGUGGUGGUCAGACGAUGAAUAUGAGAAAAACCAUCUGAACUUAGAUGAAACAUAUGGCAUAGAACUGCCAAAGUGGGGAGAACCGGUGUAUGGAACUGAAUUCAGUGACGAGGAGAGUGAUUGGGAUGACGACAAGCCCUAUGAAGCAAAAACAUGGUUAGGGACUGGAGAAGCAUGGUGGAACUUAGAAGAAAAAGAAAAAGGUCCCGAGCAAGAAUGGGAAGAUUGGUACAGACCCCAAGAAGAGUGCGAAGUGUUCAUAAUGGGGCAUGACAACUCUGACAAAGAAAACAUAAAACCGGAGCCAGAGGACAACCCAACCGAACCUGUUACUAGGGUUUCGAACAGUAGUGGAGGAAGAGUACCUGACCUCGGACUCUUAACAAGCCCUUUCCUUAAUCCCGGAGAAAAUUCGGGAAGAAGAUUUGUGAUUGAGGAAUAUCGUAGAGAAUUAGAGCACCGAGAAUUGAUCCUAGAUGUGCUGCUAGAAUCGGGAGUUGGAUUUUCCCUGAGAGAAGAUAGUACGAUCCAGAGCGAGUCAGAGUUAGAAGAUGAUAAAGAGAAUACAAACCUCGAACCCGAUGAUGAAAAAGGCGACGAAUUUUGGCGAGGCGCAUGGGACGAUGACGAAGAAACCAUAAUCACCCAAGAAGGAGAAGAUAGAUGUCACGAGCGAAAAGAAGAGAGCGAGGCCUUUAUAGUAAAAAUAGAGGAUGAUAGAGAACAGAAAAGAAGUAUUAAAAUGGAAGAUAACUCACCCGAGCCUACCGAGCAAAUUCCUAACGAAAUGGGCAACCAAGUUAGUACCCGAAAUAUGACGACAAUAAGCUUUUGGAAAAUGGACGUCGACUAUCGUAGUGCGCUAAACUUUACCCACCUGAACCGAUCCUACGGAAGGAUAUUUCAUGUAUACUUCCACCCAAUGAAGUUAGAACACUUCGCUUUGGAAGUGAUAAACCGAGGCAAAACUAUUUACCUGACGGAGCAAUUUGGCUACCGACUUAUCGCGCACGACCCAAGGAACCUAUUGACCCUAAAAGAAUGGAUUGUGUCUGGUGCACAACAAGAGUUAGCACGAAGAGAAUAUUUGAUGGCAACCGGAAUUGAUUUAGGUUCCAUGGAAUCAAUAAAUGUCGAAGCCAUCAAUACCUACUGGAACGAACAACUGCGUGACCGUCUUCAACAAGCACAAGCCAAAAUGAAGGAGCGACAUGACAAACAACUUAAACCAGGUCCUAAACUGGAAAUUGGUGAUAAGGUUUUAGUAUACCAUGCGUCGGUGGAGUACAACAGGAGCGUGAAGCUAGAACCAAAAUGGAAAGGGCCCUAUUAUGUACACGAG